AUGUCAGGAAGGAGUUUUCAAACAUUAGAGCCUUUGACACAUUUUUCCCUCAUUGUUCACACAUGAUGAGUCAUCAACCACCGGUGUUAAUAUUCGUUAACCUGUCCAUUGCAUUGACUGGUCAUGUAUGGAUAUAUAAGGGGCAGAGCACACAAAAUCUAUGCAUUCUCUUCUGCUUACACAAGGCUCUUAGUUUUAAAUAGACAUUCUGAAAAGAUCUUUCAGCCAAAUAAUUUUGCACAUCCCAUCGCAACUCACAAUGAUUCGCCCAGGCUUGGGCGUUUGGAUUCUACUGUCCUUUCCUAAUCUAACCAUCCCAGCAUGCUUUCGGGGAAAAGCAGCCGUCUGUCAAGAUGCUGAGUUUGCACCAGGGUCUGACCUGGCUGGUGAAGGCUUCGACAUCACUAAGAUGCAACGCUUAGGAGCUUUUGUUAUUGAUAUGAGCAAAUGGGAGCUCGAGAACAAAACAUGUAAUCUGUGCAAAAACCCGUUCAUGCAGGGCAAAAACCAGAAGCUCCCAAAGUCGGUGAUAGACUGGCGCCCCAGCCAAAAAUGCAGAAUGUCAUUGUCCAGUUCUCUAUAUGAGUCUAGUGAGUCGCUGGUCAGUUCCAGUGUCUCUUCUGUAGAGAACAACUGGAAGGCUGGCCUUGAAAUAGGUACUCUUUUUAGUAAAGCAUCGGUGACAUUAGCUGGAAGUAACUCUAGACUCGCUGACUAUUCCCUGGCAAAGACCAAGAAGGACAAAUUCAGCUUUGUUAAACAGUCAGUGUCCUGUGCAUACUACAGCUACAGGAUCUCAAGCAAGUCCUCCAUUCAUCCUGAACUGAAUUAUGAAUUUACAAACCUUCCAGCAAUCUAUGACAACCAAACUAAAGAAAGCUACUGGUCAUUUGUUGAAAGGUUUGGCACUCAUUACAUUACAAAGGUGAAACUGGGUGGAGCUGCACAGUCUGUGACUAGUGUCAAAGAAUGCAUGGCUAGUCUACAGCACCUUAGUACAGAAGAGAUUAAAACAUGUCUGGAUGUUGAGGCAUCUGUAAGCGUAAGGGGGAGGGCCAGUUUAAAUACAGCAUACCAUCACUGUAAACAGGCUAAAGAUAAAAAACUGAACAAGCGCAGUUUUGCUCACACUUUUAGUGACAGGUUAACAGAGAUCACUGGGGGUCAUAAUGAAGACCCUGCCCUUCUCUUCUCAUCGAGUAAUGACCCUGGCGCUUACAAACAGUGGCUCUCGACAGUACCAGAAAAUCCUGAUGUGAUUUCCUUUUCAUUGAAGCCCCUUCACGUUUUGAUGUCGGUCAAGAACCCUAAGCAAAGCCACUUACGUCGAGCCAUUCGUGACUACAUACUGCAGAGGGCCCUUUGGAGGAACUGCUCUACUCCGUGCAAAGUCGGAAUUGCAAGAAACCCCAAGGAACCUUGUGAGUGCAGCUGCCACAACAACCCAGCAGUGAAAGCCAACUGCUGCCCGGCACAGCCUGGAUAUGCUCAGAUCACCGUGGUUGUGGUGAAAGCAACAGGUCUAUGGGGAGAUAUCUUCUCAAGUACUGAUGGGUAUGUCAAGGUCCUGCGUGAUCACAAGAUUCUUUUAGGACGUACAGAGGUGAUUUGGAAUAAGAACUCACCUACUUGGAACAGAGCCUUUAAUCUUGGUAACAAUGUUCUGUCUAUGAUGGGUCAUUUGAGACUAGAGGUAUGGGAUAGGGACAGUGGGUGGGAUGAUGAUCUUCUGGGGGCAUGUAAUAUUCAGCUUAAAGCAGGCAAUACAUCUAACUUCUGUAGUCUUAACCAUGGUGUGCUGUACUUUAAGACCCAAGUAACUUGUGCUCCUGGUUUAGCUGGCUCCUCAUGUUCUGAGUACAUUGGCUUUCCAAUGUCCACUGCUCUAGAGAAGAUAUACGUGUCACGACAUUCCCGGUCUCUUCCAAAAGAUGUUCUGCUGAAAAUGGGGGUGCUGUUAGAUGAACGCCGCGUUUUGUUUGGCCAAAGCGGUCAUUUUAAAAGUGAUGCACCGAUUUUUAAAGGGAAAGAAGAAAAAGUCAAAAUGAGUGAAAACUUUCUCUAAUUAUAAUCUAUCCAUUUGCAAUUUCUUAAGAGCAAUAAUUGACCUUUUUUACUUUGUUUAAUUUUUGUAUCUUAAUACUUUCAUAUGAUAUGUUCUAUAUUUUAUCAAAUAAGCAUUUUUACAGUUAAUAAAACAACAAAAACAGCAGCAUGAAUGAUUAUAUAUUUCACGUUGUUUAUUCUCUGUGUCUUAAUACUUUCAUAUGAUAUGUUCUAUAUUGUAUCAAAUAAGCAUUUUUACAGUUAAUAAAACAACAAAAACAUCAGCACGGAUGAUUAUAUAUUUCA
Molecule: messenger RNA, 2352 nt
Organism: Triplophysa dalaica
Lineage: Eukaryota; Metazoa; Chordata; Actinopteri; Cypriniformes; Nemacheilidae
Gene: prf1.9
Product: perforin 1.9
Exons: 5
Coding region: 260-2065 (601 amino acids)
Biological process (GO): leukocyte mediated cytotoxicity; immune response
Cellular component (GO): membrane attack complex
Molecular function (GO): calcium ion binding; pore-forming activity
Source: RefSeq, a predicted model, not a curated record